AUGAAAUAUGAAAAAAUAAAAUAUACUAUCAAAUCACCUUUAAACGUCCAUUUACAGAAAGCAGGAGCACCAAUAACAUUAACACCAUACUCAGAAGCAUCUAUACCCUGGAAUCAAUGGUUGCUUCUAUUUGAAAAUUAUUGCUGUCUCAAUAAUAUACAAGAUAAUACAAUUAAACAAAGAUUACUUAUACAUUAUUUAGGUCCUAAAGCUUUUGAUCAAUUAUAUAUAAUGUUAUAUCCUAAAUGUCUUUUUGAUAUGCCUUUUGAUGAAUUUUUAUCAAAUUGUAACGGAUGUUUUGGAAAUUAUAUAUCAAAUGAAAAUUAUAACACUUCAUAUCCAUAUUGUUAUACAAUUAAUGAUUUUAUUAAUCUAAAACAAUCAUCAAAUGAAAGUAUCUCUGAAUUUUAUCUAUUACUAAAACAAUCCGCCAUCAAUUUGGGAUUAAACGAUUCUGAACUUCAUCAGAAAAUUAUGUAUCGCACUUUUAUGAAUGGAUUAUACAAUCUAGAGAUUAGAAAACGGUUAAAAAAAGAAAAACAAGUUAUUAAAAGCCUUUUGGAUGCCUAUAAAUUUGUAAGAAAAUAUGAAAAAAUAGAAGAGUUAAAAGAUAGAGAAAGAAAUAAGAUAUUAAAACAAAUUUUGAUGCCUAAAUAUCCAGUUAAUGAAGAGAUUCCUGAUUUUUAA
Molecule: messenger RNA, 687 nt
Organism: Strongyloides ratti
Lineage: Eukaryota; Metazoa; Nematoda; Chromadorea; Rhabditida; Strongyloididae
Exons: 3
Coding region: 1-687 (228 amino acids)
Source: RefSeq, a predicted model, not a curated record